Messenger RNA from Chrysochloris asiatica (Cape golden mole), 1590 nucleotides. It is a transcript of the gene LAG3, whose product is annotated as lymphocyte-activation gene 3. Gene Ontology annotation, molecular function: MHC class II protein binding; transmembrane signaling receptor activity. Bases 1 to 1590 code for a protein of 529 amino acids. Lineage: Eukaryota; Metazoa; Chordata; Mammalia; Afrosoricida; Chrysochloridae. The transcript has 8 exons. The record is from RefSeq and is a predicted model, not a curated record.
AUGUGGGAAGCAGAGUUCCUGGUCUUGCUGCUUCUGCAACUGCUGUGGGUGGCUCCAGUGGAGGCUUCAGGGCCGGGGACAAAGGUCCAGGUGCUGUGGGCCCAGGAAGGGGCUCCAGUCCAGCUUCCCUGCAUCCCCAAAAUCCCUCUGGAGGAUCUUAGCCUUCUUCGAAAUGCAGCGGUCACUUGGCAACAUCAACCAGACAGCGGUCCGCCAGGCCCAGCCCUCAGCCGCCCCCCGGCCUUCCUCCUGCGUCCCCGGAUGCCCUAUCCCCCAGGGCCCGCACCCCGCCGCUACACGGUGCUGAGUGUGGACCCGGGUGGUCUUCGCAGUGGGAGGCAGCCGCUGCAGCCCCGCGUGCAGCUGGUGGAACGAGACCUCCAACGCGGGGUCUUCUCCCUGUGGCUGCGCCCAGCCCAGCGUACCGACGCCGGCGAGUACAGCGCCACCGUGCGCCUCAAAGACCGCGCCCUUGCCUGCCGCCUCCGUCUGCGUGUGGGUCAGGCCUCGAUGAUUUCCAGGCCCCCAGGACCUCUCAGGACCUUGGAGUCGGUCAUUUUGAAAUGUGCCUUCAGCCGCCCUGACCUGCCAGUUUCUGUGCACUGGUUCCGGGGCCAGGCUCAGGUCCCUGUCCAGAUGUCCUUCCAGCACCACUUUGACGGAAGCUUACUCUUCCUGCCUCAAGUCAGCCCCUCAGAUUCUGGGCUAUGGAGCUGCAUCCUCACCUACAGAGAUGGCUUCAAUGUCUCCAUCAUGUACAACUUAACCGUUCUGGGUCUGGAGCCAGCAGCCCCACUGACCAUAUAUGCUGGAGCAGGUUCCAGGGUGGAGCUGCCCUGCCACCUGCCUCUUGUUAUGGGUGCACACACUUUACUCACUGCCAGGUGGUCCCCUCCUGGGGGAGGCCCUGACCUCCAGGUGGUUGGAGACAAUGGCAAUUUUACCCUUUGGCUAGAGGCUAUAAGCCAGGCCCAGGCUGGGACCUACACCUGCUACAUCCAUCUGCAGGGGCAGCAGCUCCAUGCCACUGUCACUUUGGCAGUCAUCACAGUAACUCCUAAAUCCUUUGGGUUACCUGGCUCCUCAGAGAAGCUGCUUUGUGAGGUGACUCCCACGUCUGGACAAGAGCUUUUUGUGUGGAGACCCCUGAACAACCAGUCUUGGCGGAGCUCCCCAGGGCCCUGGCUGGAGAUGCAGGAGGCCAAACUCCUUUCCCAACCCUGGCAGUGCCAGCUGUACCAAGGGAAGAAACUUCUUGGAUCAGUGUUAUACUUCACAGAGCUGUAUGGCCCAGGUGCCUGGCACUCUGGGGGAAUCUCAGGUACCACCAGAACAGGCGGAUUCUCUCUCCUUUUCAUCCUGAGUAUCUUCUUGCUGCUUCUCAUUGUGACUGGAGCCUUUGGCUUCCACCUUAGGAGAAGACUGUGGCGACCAAGAAGAUUUUCUGCUCUAGAGAACGGGCUUCACCUUCCCCAGGCUCAGAGCAAAACAGAGGAGCUGGAGCAAGAACUGGAGAUGGAACCAGAGCAAGAACUAGAGCUAGAACCGGAGCAAGAACUGGAGCUGGAGCCAGAGCCAGAGCAACCCUGA